Oncorhynchus nerka (sockeye salmon) is the source of this 8403-nucleotide messenger RNA. Its product is annotated as amyloid-beta A4 precursor protein-binding family A member 2-like. The record is from RefSeq and is a predicted model, not a curated record. Gene Ontology annotation, biological process: chemical synaptic transmission. Gene Ontology annotation, cellular component: plasma membrane; dendritic spine; cytoplasm. NCBI's taxonomy places the organism in Eukaryota, Metazoa, Chordata, Actinopteri, Salmoniformes, Salmonidae. The coding region runs from base 143 to 2785 and encodes 880 amino acids. Gene Ontology annotation, molecular function: amyloid-beta binding; protein binding. The transcript is spliced from 14 exons.
AGCAUCAUCAGCUUUCACAAUUCCGAAAGGGAGGUGACUUGAGUGACCGAAGAACAUACGUUGAAUUCAGCAGGAGUGCACCUGGAAAUAGACCACAUCAGCCACCAACCUACAGCUAUUGGACUGAGGACAGUUGAGAUGCAUGGCCUGUAAGCAGCCAGCGCCAGUGAUGGCUCAUAGGAAGAGGCCAGGGACCAGCGGCUCCAGCUGCAGCAUGGUGGUGCCCCCCGUCCGGCCCCUCUGCCCCGCCGCCUACCCCCCAGAGCAGCACGACCAGGAGCAUGAGGAGGGCCCGGGGGAGGAGGAGGAGGUCCACUACUGCCGCCAGCAGGGCCUGGAGCCAGAGCUGACAGACAGCCGGCCAGCCACACCUACUACACCUGACCUGGAACACGAGCAUGAACACAGCCAUGACCAUGAUCACCCAGACUGCCACGACCAUGAUGACCACAGUCACAGCGACGACCAUGCAGAGUGCCAUGGCCACGAGCAUGCAGACUGUCAUGGUCACGAUCACGGUCACAGUCACGACGACGUAGACUGCCAUAACCACGGCCACGUCCACAGUCCCAUCAAUGACCACGACCAUGCAGGCUGUCACGGCCACCGUCACGACCACGCUGACAGCCUGGACGGAGACUCCAGCUCUGACUAUGUGAACAACACCUCGGAGGAGGAGGACUAUGAUGAAGGUCUGCCGGAGGAGGAUGAGGGCGUCACCUACUACAUCCGCUACUGCCCUGAGGAUGACAGCUACCUGGAGGGCAGCAUGGACUGCAAUGAGGCCGAGACUGACUAUACGGCCAGCACCGUGCAGCACGUCCGGGCUGAGCCCCCGGGCGACACAGACGAGUGCCAGGAAGCGGUGGAGGAGUGGGCGGAGGGAGAAGGAGGGGUGGAGGUGGGGGAGGUGCGCUCUGAGGUGGUGGAGCAGGACCCAGAUGAACAGAUCUACAACGUCCUGGACCACCACCCCCACCCCGCCGCCGUCCUGCACGAGUCCCCCCCACCCACAGAGGAGGAAGAAGAGGAGGAGGAGGAGAGAGCUGGGGUUGCCUACACUGGACCCUACUAUGGCCCAGAGGAGGACAAUGGGAACUCCAUGGUUCACAUACCGCGGUCUCCAUACCGUGGCCGUAAGGUGGUAGUGGAGGGGGAGACUGGGGAGGAGGCGGAGGAGGACAUUGACCAGAUAGUGGCAGAGAUCAAGAUGAGUAUGAGCAUGGGUAGUCUGAGCAGUGGUGGCACUGACCAGAGCCCUGACGAGCUGGUGCAAGACAGUGUACCCAGUGAUUACCACCCUCCUGAGGCCCACGCCAAGCCUGAGCCUGCCCCCUACACCCCAACCCCACACCGCCACGACAGCAGACCCAAGUCCCUCAACCUCCCCUCCUCCACACGGCACAACAACCCUGAGCUCCAGAGGGGCUUCAAGGUUCGCUCCCGCACCCCGGAGGAGCGACAUCAGUGGGCUCAAGAACAGAUGACCAACGGUGCAGAGCAGCCCAGGAAACAGCAGCGUUCUGACCUCAACGUGCCGCUGGAGAACAACAAUGUCCCGGAGGAAACAAAGAAGGCUGCAUCUUUCCCCAGCUUUGUUGAUGUUCCGGGGCCCUGUGAGCCAGAAGAUCUUAUUGAUGGCAUCAUCUUUGCUGCUAACUACCUGGGUUCCACCCAGCUGCUCUCUGAGAGGAACCCGUCCAAGAACAUCCGCAUGAUGCAGGCCCAGGAGGCUGUCAGCCGGGUCAAGAGGGUUCAGAAGGCUGCCAAAAUCAAGAAAAAGGCGAGCCCAGAGGGGGACGCACAGACACUGACAGAGGUGGACCUCUUCAUCUCCACCCUGAGGAUCAAAGUGCUCAACGCAGACACACAGGAAACUAUGAUGGACAACGCCCUGCGCACCAUCUCCUACAUAGCUGACAUUGGGAACAUCGUGGUGCUGAUGGCGAGGCGCCGCAUGCCGCGCACAGCCUCCCAGGACUGCAUCGAGACGACACCUGGAGCCCCAGAGGCCAAGAAACAGUACCGGAUGAUCUGCCACGUCUUUGAGUCUGAGGACGCCCAGCUCAUAGCCCAGUCGAUUGGGCAGUCAUUUAGCGUGGCUUACCAGGAGUUCCUGAGGGCCAACGGCAUCAACCCAGAGGACCUGAGUCAGAAGGAGUACAGUGACAUCAUCAACACACAGGAGAUGUACAACGAUGACCUCAUCCACUUCUCAAACUCUGAGAACUGCAAAGAGCUGCAGCUGGAGAAGCAUAAGGGGGAGAUCUUGGGCGUGGUCAUAGUGGAGUCUGGCUGGGGCUCCAUCCUGCCCACGGUCAUCCUGGCCAACAUGAUGAACGGUGGGCCGGCCGCCCGCUCCGGGAAGCUCAGCAUCGGAGACCAGAUCAUGUCCAUCAACAACACCAGCCUGGUGGGGCUGCCGCUCGCCACCUGUCAGGGAAUCAUCAAGGGCCUGAAGAACCAGGUGCAGGUGAAGCUGAACAUUGUGAGCUGUCCACCUGUCACCACCGUGCUCAUCAAGAGGCCAGACCUCAAGUACCAGCUGGGCUUCAGCGUCCAGAAUGGGAUUAUCUGCAGCCUGAUGCGGGGGGGUAUUGCCGAACGGGGGGGUGUCCGGGUUGGCCACCGUAUUAUUGAGAUCAAUGGCCAAAGCGUGGUGGCUACAGCGCAUGAGAAGAUUGUCCAAGCCCUCUCAAACUCUGUGGGCGAGAUUCACAUGAAGACGAUGCCAGCGGCCAUGUUCAGACUCUUAACAGGACAGGAGACUCCUAUGUAUAUAUAAACCAAGGACAGAUCCCAUUUUCCUCCACAGAGCAGCUGUACGCAGUGGUUGUUUACAGUCCAGUUGGAGAGCUCUGGGUGGACCAGACUAGCAGACUAAUGAGUGUCAGCCUGAGUGAUUACCUUUCUUACUUUUGUGUCGAUGACUUAUCCUUUUCUGAGCUAACAUUCAUUCAACUGAUACUCCCGAUAUUUUGCUGAUGUUAAUACUAAAGAGGGUCAUCUGGGUGUUUACGUUAUUUAUUUGUGUUGUUAGUGUAUUUUGGAUGCAUCACAAUGUGUUUUUUAUAUUCACAUCAAUGUAAUAUUGUACCUGCAUAUUGUUUCAUUUAAUUUUCAUGUAAAUACAUAUUUUGCUAAUGUGUCUGAAGUAAUGGGGAAGGGUCAUGGCUGCUUUGUAAAUAUUUGUCUUUCCCUGCUGGUUUGAUAGCAGGGAAGAAAGCCCUUGACCGCUAAAGGACGAUUGAAAUCCUGUUGUCAAUAUAGUUUAGAUGGACAAUGAAAGGGUAUUUGGGAGUGACUUGGGUAAUAUAAUUUUGUUUAUAUACAGUACCAGUCAAAGGUUUGAGCACACCUACUCAUUCAAGGGUUUUUCUUUAUUUUUACUAUUUUCUAUAUUGUAGAAUAACAGGGAAGACAUCAAAACUAUGAAAUAACACAUAUGGAAUCAUGUAGUAACCAAAACAGUGUUAAACAAAUCAAAAUAUAUUUUAUAUUCUUCAAAGUAGCCACCCUUUGCCUUGAUGACAGCUUUGCACACUUUUGGUAUUCUCCCAACCAGCUUCACCCGGAAUGCUUUUCCAACCACCUUGAAGGAGUUCCCACAUAUGCUGAGCACUUGUUGGCUGCUUUUCCUUCACUCUGCGGUCCAACUCAUCCCAAACCAUCUCAAUUAGGUUGAGGUCGGUUGAUUGUGGAGGCCAGGUCAUCUGAUACAGCACUCCAUCACUCUCCUUCUUGGUCAAAUAGCCCUUACACAGCCUGGAGGUGUGUUGGGUCAUUGUCCUGUUGAAAAACAAUUAAUAGUCCCAUUAAGUGCAAACCAGAUGGGAUGGUGUAUUGCUUGCAGAAUGCUGUGGUAGCCAUGCUGGUUAAGUGUGCCUUGGAUUCUAAAUAAAUCAGACAGUGUCACCAGCAAAGCACUCCCACACCUCCUCCUCCAUGCUUCACAGUGGGAGCCACACAUGCAGAGAUCAUCCAUUCACCUACUCUGUGUCUCACAAAGACACAGUGGUUGGAACCAAAAAUCUCAAAUUUGUACACAUCAGACCAAAGGACAGAUUUCCACGGGUCUAAUGUCCAUUGCUCGUGUUUCUUGUCCCAAGCUAGUUUCUUAUUAUUAUUGGUGUCCUUUAGUAGUGGUUUCUUUGCAGCAAUUUGACCAUGAAGGCCUCUGAACAGUUGAUGUUGAGAUGUUACUUGAACUCUGUGAAGCAUUUAUUUGGGCUGCCAUUUCUGAGGCUGAUAACUCUAAUGAACUUACCCUUUGCAGCAGAGGUAACUCUGGGUCUUCCUUUCCUGUGGCGGUCCUCAUGAGAGCCAGUUUCAUCAUAUCGCUUGAGGGUUUUUGCGACUGCAAAUUUUCUUGAAAUUUUCCAUAUUGACUGAUCUUCAUGUCUUAAAAUAAUGAUGUACUGUCAUUUCUCUUUAUAUAUUUGAGCUGUUCUUGCCAUAAUAUAGACUUGGUCUUUUACCAAAUAGGGCUAUAUUAUGUAUUCCACCGCUACCUUGCCACAACACUACUGAUUGGCACAAACUCAUUAAGAAGGAAAGAAAUUCCACAAAUUAGCUUUUAACAAGGCACACCUGUUAAUUGAAAUGCAUUCCAGGUGACUACCUCAUGAAGCUGGUUGAGAUAAUGCCAAGAGUGUGCAAAGCUGUCAAGGCAAAGGGUGGCUACUUUGAAGAAUCUCAAAUGUUUCUUUAAGACUUUUUUGGUGACUACAUGAUUCCAUAUGUGCUAUUUCAUAGUUUUAAUGUCUUCACUAUUAUUUCUAAACUCAGCAAAAAAGAAAUGUUCCUUUUUCAGGACCCUGUCUUUCAAAGAUAAUUCGUAAAAAUCCAAAGAACUUCACAGAUCUUCAUUAUAAAUGGUUUUAACACUGUUUCCCAUGCUUGUUCAAUGAACCAUAAACAGUUCAUGAACAUUCACCUGUGGAACGGUCGUUAAGACACUAACAGCUUACAGACGGUAGGCAAUUAAGGUCAAAGUUAUUAAAACUUAGAGGCCUUUCUACUGACUCCGGAAAACACCAAAAGAAAGAUACCCAGGGUCCCUGCUCAUCUGCGUGAACGUUCCUUAGGCAUGCUGUAAGGAGGCAUGAGGAUUGCAGAUGUGGCCAGGGCAAUAAAUUGCAAUGUCCGUACUGUGAGACGCCUAAGACAGUGUUGCAGGGAGACAGGACGGACAGCUGAUCGUCCUCGCAGUGGCAGAUCACGUUUUGUUCCCUGCAAGACAGGAAUGUCAGUGUUCUGCCAUGGCCAGCGAAGAGCCAGGAUCUCAAUCCCAUUGAGCACGUCUGGGACCUGUUGGAUCGGAGGAUGAGGGCUAGGGCCAUUCAACCCCAGAAAUGUCCGGGAACUUGCAGGUUCCUUGGUAGAAGAGUGGGGUAACAUCUCACAGCAAGAACUGGCAAAUCUGGUGCAGUCCAUGAGGAGAUGCACUGCAGUACUUAAUGGAGCUGGUGGCCACACCAGAUACUGACUGUUACUUUUGAUAUUCACCCCCCCUCCCCUAUGUUCAGGGACACAUUAUUCAAUUUCUGUUAGUCACAUGUCUGGAACUUGUUCAGUUUGUCUCAGUUGUUGAAUCUUGUGAUGUUCAUACAAAUAUUAACACAUGUUAAGUUUGCUUAAAAUUAACACAGUUGAUAUUGUGGACGUUUCUUUUUUUGCUGAGUUUACAAUGUAGAAAAUAGUAAAAUAAAGAAAUGCCCUUGAAUGAGUAUGUGUGUCCAAACUUUUGACUGGUACUGUAUAUCAAGCAAAUGCUAGCAGCAGAGGUUGUAUGUUUCAAAACGCCACAUCCCUUCAGAUUUGAACUUUUUCAUUUGACAGAAAUUCAAAUCUCAUCAUGAGGUAAAUGUUACUGACUAGUGUGCAAGUAUGUUUUUAACUUCCAUAUGUCAACACAAUGUUUUGGACAGCACUGUCUCUCACACAUUUUAAUAACAGUUCAUUCAAAACUAUAAGCAAUGUAUGAAACUUGAAAGGGUAGUUUCUAUGUGUGCUAUGUUCAUCUUAUGUGUUUCACCCCAACAGAAACUCAGUUGAGUCGAUUGUGAAUGUAUUGUGUUGUAAGAACUGUGUCCAUUGCCAUAAGCAGUAUUAGAAUGUCUGUACAUAAAGAUAACUUUGUCUAGGAUUGUGCUCAUAAGCGUCAUGGUUAGCCACUGCAAAUAUCCCUCAUUCUGCUGUGUCGGGCUUCAGCCUUGAGAGAAAGAUGAACAAUGAAUCCCACUGUGACUGAGGAAGCCUUACGACUGAGUAAUGCUUUUAACAUGCAUUGUACUAAAAAUGACAUUUGAAAAUUUUACAUUUAUCUGUGUGCAUGCCUCAUGAUAGUAUCAAAUCAUUAUGUCAAGAUAACAAUAAAAUCUCAAAUAAAGUCCAAUUUCUGUUUGGAAGGUAUUUGUUUUACUGUGAAUUGUCAUUAGAUUUUAUCAGUCAACAGUUUCACAUAAACCAUUUACAUUUUUUUAAUAUUUAUUGAAUGACCAGGAGAUUGAUUGUCUCUAUUACAGUAUGUGCAACACACUGGACUUGAAAUACAGUGGGUGAAUUAGUCUCUACCUCCUCCUGGUGGCAACAGCUAGGUACUGACUAGAGGACAAGACAACAAAAAACAGCUAAAACAUUUCAAUACUUUCUGGUUUAUAAAGAUUCAAAGGAUGUAUUUAACAGUUUUGUGUUAUCUUAUACAAAUAUGGUAAUCAAGCAAUCCCACUCAAACGCAACUUGAAAUCACAUGAUGAAAGAGAAAGCUGCUGUGAGCACGUUUUGUCAAAUCAUAUACUUAAGUUUCAUACAGUCUCCAAAUAUCACAUUUCAAGAGUGAAAAUUGCUGUUUGGGCAACAGGUAACCCGAUUAAGAUGUAUGCCUGAAUAAAAUCAAACAUUGAAAGUAUACAAUAACAUGGGGCAACAUAGACAAAUAACAGAAUAAUCAACUGUUAGAUCUAGAACACUGUGGUUGUCUACACUGACUCUCUUAUUGGUCCUGGUGUUCCCAGUCUUCUCAGGGGUUCUGGUCCGUCUUGUCACACUUGAGCAUGAUCUUGACCCCUUGUCCCUGGCGUGUGGUCUCGAAGGCCUGCACAGCCUGCUCUAGGGGGAACCGGUGGGUCACCAGGGGCGCCACGUUCACCUUCUUAGAGGCCAGCAUCGCUAUAGCUAUUGGCCAGCUAGAAUAAGAAGACAAAACACAUUAACAGUUGAGUUAUAAGACAACCAAUAAACACAACUUGCUGUAAUUGUUGGAACAUUAGGGACCAUAUUCCUGAAGACCUCCCAUUGUUGGGAAGGGCCUGUAAGUAAGCAUUUCACUGUUAGUCUACACCUGUUGAUUGCGAAACAUGUGACAAGUCAAAUUUGAUUUGAAGACUUCCUGCGCUGGCUUCGGGGCUCUGUUGUAUUUAUCUGGCCUGUUGGUGUUUUUUGGAUGUCAGUUCAGUGAGACUACAUGGAAUGCAUCAAAGUAUUUUUUACAUUCAUAUCAAUGUAAUAUUGUAACUGCAUAUUGCUUCAUUUAGUUUUUGUUGUUUUUAUUUUUCGUGUAAAUACAUAUUUUGCUAAUGUGUCUGAAGUAAUGGGGAAGGGUCAUGGCUGCUUUGUAAAUAUCUAUUGAUUUUUCCUGCUGGUUUGAUAGCAGGGAAAAAAGCCCUUGACUGCUAAAGGACGAUUGAAAUCCUGUUGUCAAUAUAGUUUAGAUGGACAAUGAAAGGGUAUUUGGGAGUUAAUAGGGUAAUAUUAUUUUUUAUAUAUGUAUAUCAAGCCAAUGCUAGCAGCAGAGGUUGUAUGUUUCAAAACGCCACAUCCCUUCAGAUUUGAACUUUUUCAUUUAGCAGAAAUUCAAAUCUCAUGAGGUAAAUAUUACUGACUAGUGUGCAAGUGUGUUUCUAAUUUCCAUAUGUCAACACAAUGUUUUGGACAGCACUGUCUCUCACACAUUUUAAUAACAGUUAAUUCAAAACUAUAAGCAAUGGAUGAAACUUGAAAGGGUAGUUUCUAUGUGUGCUAUGUUCAUCUUAUGUGUUUCACCCCAACAGAAACUCAGUUGAGUCGAUUGUGAAUGUAUUGUGUUGUAAGAACUGUGUCCAUUGCCAUAAGCAGUAUUAGAAUGUCUGUACAUAAAGAUAACUUUGUCUAGGAUUGUGCUCAUAAGCGUCAUGGUUAGCCACUGCAAAUAUCCCUCAUUCUGCUGUGUCGGGCUUCAGCCUUGAGAGAAAGAUGAACAAUGAAUCCCACUGUGACUGAGGAAGCCUUACGACUGAGUAAUGCUUUUAACAUGCAUUGUACUAAAAAUGACAUUUGAAAAUUUUACAUUUAUCUGUGUGCAUGCCUCAUGAUAGUAUCAAAUCAUUAUGUCAAGAUAACAAUAAAAUCUCAAAUAAAGUCCAA